Phragmites australis (common reed) is the source of this 1655-nucleotide messenger RNA. RefSeq lists its product as uncharacterized. The record is from RefSeq and is a predicted model, not a curated record. The coding region runs from base 79 to 1620 and encodes 513 amino acids. Lineage: Eukaryota; Viridiplantae; Streptophyta; Magnoliopsida; Poales; Poaceae. The transcript has a single exon. Gene Ontology annotation, molecular function: protein binding.
CUUUCCCUCACGCCAUCAAACCAACCGUGCCGUUCUUUGCUCAUACCCUAUCCAUGCAGAUCUAUCUGAGGCUAGACGAUGGGGACACAGUCGAAGUGCCGGAGCCUUGCCGAUCUGCCCUUGGGAUUCAAUGCCACCUAUGAAGGCGGGCACUCUGGAUCUGUGGGGAUGAUGACACGAGCACGGCGGCGGCGCCUCCUUGCCGAAUCUUCCGAGCGCUUGGGGACGAAGAGAGCGCUUGUAGAUCCGGUGGUCGCCGGCCCUCGGGAAUGGAGGCACUGGGCCAACCUGGUACCUGACCUCGUCGAGGAGAUAGCUGGCCGGCUGCUCGCCCUCGAUGUCGCCGAGUACCUCCGCUUCCGCGCCGUGUGCAAGCCGUGGCGCGACCUUACCGACGACCCGCGCGCCCGCGGCGCCCUGGACAGCCGCUUCCGCCCCCGCAAUUGGAUGGUUCUCUCCAUAACCCCCGACGCCGGGCCCCGCCGCCGCCUCCUCAACCUGGCCACGGCCGCCUCCAUCGGCGUCCACCUCCCGGCGCUCUCCACCCACUGCCACCUGGGCGUCGCCGACGGCCUCCUCGUCCUCUUCCACAGGGCCACAAAGGCAAUCCGCCUCCUGGACCCUCUCAGCAACGCCGUCACUGACUUCCCCGCCAUCUCCUGCAUCGUCCCCGGCGGGUCCCCCUCGACGCCGCCGGACCGCCUCCCCGCGGUGUUCCGGGAUCCCAGGGGCAUCAGCACUGGUGUGAUCGACGGCGCCGGCUUUGACGACUCCACCUCCCCACCCACCCUCCUGCUGUGCCUGAGGGACGGUGUGUCUAACAUCGUCUUGGCCAAGCUCGGCGACGCGUACUGGACGCUGCUCAGCCCGGGUCAGGCACGCUACAGGUUGUACGACUGGCAAGGCAGGGCCCUGUUCUGCUCCAUGCUGUCCCUGGGAGGGCGCUGCUACGUCACCACGCCGGAGGGGUCCGUCUACGUGGUGGAGCUGCGGCCGCUGCCUCGGCUGGUUGCAGUAGUCGACCAGCGCCACGUGUGUGCACCUGAUACCAGUCACUUGAAGCGCAUACUCUCCUUCCUGGUCGCUGGCGGUGACGGAAGGAUGCUUAUGGUGCGGUACUGGAGAAAUAUCGAGCACUUCGGCGGCAGCGGAGCCUACAAACGGACGGAGGUAUUCACGUUAGGCGGCAUCACUGGCCGCAUGGAGCUGUUGGAGGUGGACAUCGCUGGGAGGAGGCUCCUUUCUGUGCAGAGCCUUGGCCGCCAUGCGGUGUUCAUCGGCACGACGCACUGCGUGCUCAUCUCCACCGAGAUGUUCCCCUCUAUUGCUACCGAUGCAAUAUACUUGGGCUAUGGAAUGCAGUUCAGCUAUCUAAUGCAGGUCAGGUUCAGCGUCUAUCAUCUGAACAAUAGUAGGAGGAAGACUGAACCGCCGCAUGAGUUCUGUGUUGUCGGUGUCGAUAAAGAACAUAGAGAUAGGAGGAUAGUUCCUUGUGCCAGGCCCUGCAACCUUGACGAGUAUCUUGUCUGCUAUGUUGACCGUAGACACAAGGGCAGCUAUUUAUGCAUCAAUCACACAACUCAUUGCAGACUAGAGAGAAAAUGGUGGCCAUCUACUUAACUUGGAAUGUAAUAUUAUCAACAUUGUGUCCUGUC